AUGGAGAAUUUUAACCGCCUUCCGUUUGAUAUUACAUUAGACAUUUUCACGCGAUUACCAACUGAAUUAGUUGUAGAAUGCAAAGUGGUAUCCAAAACAUGGAGAGAUCUUAUUCAACAUCCAUUAUUUUCUCAGAUGCACUUUAAUCGUCUCAAUCAUUAUGCUGAUCCUGGUAAGUUGAGUUUUCUGGCUUUGAAUGAGAAUGAUCAACUCCACUAUUUUGAAUAUACUGAGAAUCAUGAGACACAUAUAAGUAGAAGGAUCAAUCUAACACCUCCGUUUGAAUAUUUUUCUGUGGUUGGUUCGUUUAAUGGUUUGAUAUGUUUUAGUGAUCUGGAAGAAAGAUUUUGUAUCUGUAACCCCAUGACAAAAGAGUAUGUUAUUCUUCCUAAACCUAAAAAAAACUUUCGUGGGUAUAGAUAUUGGUUGUGCGGAUUCGGUUACCUUCCUUCAACCAAUGAAUAUAACGUUGUCGCAAUUCAUAAAGAAAACCUUGACCCUGGUUUAAUACACGUCAUGUUAUAUACUCUUGGCCGUGGCAAUGGAUGGAGAAAUGUUGGGAAGUUUGAGUCUGAAGUUCUCAAUGUUUACGGCAGAAAUAGUGUCUGUUGUAAUGGAUCUCUUUAUUGGAGGCACGGUAAAAGAAGAAUUAUUUCUGUCUUCGAUUUGUCUGAUGAAAACUUUAGCGAACUGCAGCUUCCACCAACUCCAACUGAUUUCCUACAAAGCAGUUAUGGGAGUCCCUAUAAAUUUGGGGUUCUUGGUGAGUAUUUGUUCUGUAGGCAGACGUAUUACAAAUCCUACACAGGACAAUCAUCUGAUGCCUUUUGGCUAUAUAAGAAAAGAAAUGAUGAUGAUGACAUAAAAGGGAAUGUGGAACCAUAUCAGUCUUGGGGUUGGACUGAUGAGUUUCAACUUCCAGAAGGACAACAACCAUUAGCCUUUACGAAGAGUGGUGAAAUCGUAAGCUACAGUUCUGGUUGUCUCAAUAUUUAUGAUCCAAAAGCUUCUACCUCGAUUAUUUCGUCAAAUGGAUAUUGGCAGCAGAAUUGCUGGGGAUAUCUGCAUAUGACAACAGAAUAUUACUGGAAUUCACUUAUUGUUGACUAUGUUGCUAGGUUUAUUCAGAUAGACCCCUUCUUUCCCAAAGUACAAAUUGGACAGAAUAUUACUGACAAUGUUGACUGUUUUUUAACUCUAGCUCUGAGGUGCAUGGACUUGCCUUUGCCGAAAAGUACCUACUGUGCUAGAACUGGAAUUCACCUUAUAGAAAUUUACAACAGUGAGAUUUAG
Papaver somniferum (opium poppy) is the source of this 1293-nucleotide messenger RNA. Its product is annotated as F-box protein DOR-like. Gene Ontology annotation, molecular function: protein binding. The coding region runs from base 1 to 1293 and encodes 430 amino acids. The record is from RefSeq and is a predicted model, not a curated record. The transcript is spliced from 2 exons. Lineage: Eukaryota; Viridiplantae; Streptophyta; Magnoliopsida; Ranunculales; Papaveraceae.